AAACUGAAGUGGCCGUUUGAAACCUUUUUUUUGAAAUUUGUUUUAACUUCGAAGAACAACGCCAAGUUCACUUCUUUCCUUCAAUGCAAACAUAAACAAACAAAACCCAUAUUAACCCACUUCCUCCUCAUUCAUCAUACCCAUCUCUCAGAUUUUCAAUUCUUCCUUCAAAACCCCACCAAAACGAAGUUGACCCAAUUUCAGAAUCAAUACAAUGACAGGCAUUGUUAUGGUUACAAGAGGCGGCGGCUGCGGUGGCGGAGGUGGAGCCAACAAAAUGGUCAAAAGUGGAGGAGGAGCCAAAGGCUCAGUUACUGAUGACCAAAAUCAAAUCUCUGUAGUCGAUGUUCUGUUGACGGCUUUGAGGAAAUCCAUGGUAUAUUGCCGUGUUGAUCGUCGGGAGGAUCUCAUUUCUACUGUUCAUCACAUGGAAAUUGGAUGGCCGACAAAUGUUCGACAUAUUGCCCAUGUCACUUUUGACCGUUUCAAUGGCUUUUUGGGACUUCCUGUUGAGUUUGAAGUUGAGAUUCCCAGUUCUGUUCCCAGUGCCAGUGCCAAUGUGUUUGGGGUCUCAGCUGAAUCAAUGCAAUGCUCUACUGAUUCAAGAGGAAAUAGUGUACCGACAAUACUUUUACUAAUGCAGGAUCGAUUGUACCGUCAAGGAGGUCUCAAGGCGGAAGGGAUUUUUCGGAUUAACCCGGAGAAUAGCCAAGAGGAGAAAGUAAGGGACAAAUUGAACAGGGGAAUUAUACCUGAAAACAUUGAUGUCCACUGCUUAGCUGGCCUAAUUAAAGCUUGGUUUCGAGAGCUUCCGUCUGGAGUGCUUGAUGGACUCUCUCCUGAGGAAGUUCUGCAAUGUAACACCGAAGAGGAGUCGGUCGAGCUUGUUAAGCAGUUAAAACCAACUGAGGCUGCCUUGCUGGGUUGGGCUGUGGAUCUUAUGGCUGAUGUUGUUGAGGAAGAGGAUUCCAACAAAAUGAACGCAAGGAAUAUUGCUAUGGUUUUUGCUCCGAACAUGACUCAGAUGUCUGAUCCAUUGACGGCCCUAAUGCAUGCUGUUCAAGUGAUGAACCUUCUCAAAACACUGAUAAUGAAAACUUUACGUGAGCGGGAAGAGGCUUCUUCAGGAGGAUAUUCGCCCAUGUCAUCUCAUUCUUCCGAUCGACAAAUGCAUGAAGAUUUCGACAGUCAGGAAGACAUGGAUACUGCUGAUGAAUCGAGAGGACCAAACUCCGAUGUUGAGAAUGAUGUCGAUGAUUACAAUCACAGCAGUGAAGAUGGAGAUGAAGAGGAGGGGUCAUUAAGUGAGAUAGAGGACUGCUUCUUGAGGCAAUUGAAUGAAACAAAAAGUGAGUCUUGCAGGUCUUCAACUAGACAAGAAGGUGAUUUAGACAUGGAAUUGAGUCCAAGAAGCUGCUCAGGAUUUAAUGUCGAGUCCAGUAUAACGUUCACUGAUAGUAAAAACGAAAACUCAUGCCUUAGUAGUACUAGUAGUGAUGGAGAAGAUUCAAGGACGAGUUUGCACGAAGACGAGGGACAAAGCAUUCACAAAGAAGACCCCAUGGCAUGUAAAAACUUCAUCGAUAUUCAGAUUGAUGACAAAAUGAGAGAACCCGUUUCGUCGACGUCCAUGGUUGUUGCUUCUAAGGAAUCAGUCUAACAGCUUUCACCGGCAACGACAGUACUUCGUGAUAUGCUUUCUUUGUAGUAGUUCAAAGUGAUGCUUGCUUUUUUUUUUGUAUCAUAGCACGACAUUUAGCGAGAGGCUUUGACCCGAAAAAAAAAAAAGAUAGAGAGGAUUGCUUGUUUGUGUGAUUUUGUGAUUCCUAAAGUUUAGCUUCGAGCUGAACGCGCUUGAUCCGUUUCUUUUGUAACCGAAACAAACUUAACCUUGAAAAUUCUCUUGUUAGUAGAACUGUGUUAUUGCUAUUGUGGAUGUAUUUGAAGUUUCAUGAUGUUCCCAAA
Messenger RNA from Cucumis sativus (cucumber), 1965 nucleotides. RefSeq names its product rho GTPase-activating protein 2. The transcript has 4 exons. NCBI's taxonomy places the organism in Eukaryota, Viridiplantae, Streptophyta, Magnoliopsida, Cucurbitales, Cucurbitaceae. The record is from RefSeq and is a predicted model, not a curated record. Gene Ontology annotation, molecular function: GTPase activator activity. Bases 215 to 1660 code for a protein of 481 amino acids. Gene Ontology annotation, biological process: signal transduction.